Messenger RNA from Uloborus diversus, 1964 nucleotides. RefSeq lists its product as uncharacterized. The transcript has 7 exons. Lineage: Eukaryota; Metazoa; Arthropoda; Arachnida; Araneae; Uloboridae. The annotation marks the transcript as partial. The record is from RefSeq and is a predicted model, not a curated record.
UCAGUGGUUGCAGGGUUGAGACUCGCCAGACUAGAUGUUCCCGCCGCCGUCAUACGAGGUGAACCAGCUUGGCUCAACUGCACUUACGAUUUAGAGAAAGACGAACUGUACUCAGUCAAAUGGUACAAGAACAACGUGGAAUUCUAUAGGUUCCUGCCGAGUGAUAGGCCACCGGGACAAAAAUAUGAUUUACAAGGAGUUUAUGUAGACCUGGUUCAGUCAGCACUGGGUCAUGUGUUCUUAACGAGAACGGAUAUGAACACCGAGGGCGUGUACAGGUGUGAAAUCUCAGCUGAAGCUCCAUCUUUCCAGACUGUCAGAGAGGAAAAGGAGGUCAGAGUCUAUGUCAUACCACGGCAAUCACCCAUCAUCACAGCACCCUUGGAAUUCGAAAUACGCUACAAUCCUAUUCGUCACCAAGAUAAAUUGCUGGUUUCGACUGUGGGCUUGCGCUUCACGGCAGAGCCUCGGCAUUUUUGGCACGGAGCGAUGAAACUUCGAUGUUCGGCUGUCAUUUCUCAAGCUUAUUCCAUGAGCAGCGAAGAGAUUAUUGUCGGAGAUAAUGCCAAAGCUUCAGCUGUUGUGGGAGACGGCCCUGUCAUUACGGGUGGAAAACCAAAAUAUCAAAAAGGUGAUACUGUGGAUGUUAACUGUACCUCUGCCAAAUCUAACCCUGCUGCAGAACUUAAAUGGUUCAUCAACGAUAAGUCGGUUCGUCCGGAGUUCCUGAUCCGGUAUCCGGCCGUGCGCUUCCCGGACGGCCAGGUGACGUCCGUGCUGGGCCUGAGGUUCUCGGUGCGCGCGCAUCAUUUCCAGCGCGACGAGAUGCGGCUCAAGUGCACGGCCACCCUCUCCAAAGUAAUCAACAUGAGCAGCGAAGAGACGCUCCUCGGCAGCAGCCAGCAGAGCUCUGGACUGCACAUCUCGGAGAACACGGGAGCAGUUAUCAACCGAGGAAGUACAAUCGGAUGUCUGCUACAGACACUGUUCGUCACAUCGUUCCUGGCGUCUCUCUUAUAGCAACCUCCGAAGAACUGCUGUGCCUGUUCUAAAGACUUUUUGAAUCUUUGGGGUGUCUUUUGACCCCACGCUACGAAACGAAUGAUCCCAAAUCAGGAGCUGUAGCAUCCAUCCCUCUUGGAUCGUGAUCCAUACUUCGCAUGGUUGUGCACUAACGUACAAAGGCGAACUUCAGGAAGAAGUACUGCCGUACAUAAAUUAUAUUAUUCAUUGCUUACGAGAUGGCAUUUCAGUCGCCGUUUGCUGGAUUGCCCCAAAUCAUCGAGACUCAAUCAUCGACGACCGGCACCUGUGUGUUAAUUCAUGGAACCGUUUGGCUAAACAUCCUCAUUUGAGCAGAAGUGGCCGUUCGUUAAGGCGUGAACUUUAUUAUGAUUCUUCCGAUAGUUGCUUUACUACCAAUUUUAAAACAGGGUGCAAGAGAAAGCACAGUUCCAAAGACUAUUGCUGUUGAGCAAUUUGAACAGAGCGUUAUUUUUUAAACGUUUCUUUUCCGGAGAGGAAUGUGUUAUUUCCUAUAACAAUUGAAGCAGCUAGAAGUAAUGGGAUGCAAGUGCCAAACUUAAAAAUUUGGAGAUAGGUAAUGGUCAUUUGUCUUGAGGUAAGAGAUGGUAAAUAGUUAACUCCCGAUUAUCCUUGGAAUAGAGUGGCAUGGUAACUACGGAUGAGAGAAAACCACGGAUAACCCGAAGAAACCUAAUUUUUUAUUGGACAAUUGGUCUAAUCCGCUUAGUGACUGCAGGUGCGCAUUAGGCUCCAACUAUUCUGGUUUCGAUUACUUUGAAAUUUUGAUAUCGUGGGAAGAAAGGAGAAGAAAGAAAUAAGAAUGCAUAAAAAUAGAUUUUGCACUCGCUAAAUUAAAAUGGGUGCAUUUUUCUACAUUUAGUAAAUCAUCACUGUUUGAAAAAAAUUGUGAAAAGAUCCGCUGAUAAUCGAGAGUUUAC